This is a messenger RNA of Tricharina praecox, 1139 nucleotides long. RefSeq lists its product as uncharacterized. The record is from RefSeq and is a predicted model, not a curated record. Lineage: Eukaryota; Fungi; Ascomycota; Pezizomycetes; Pezizales; Pyronemataceae. The transcript is spliced from 2 exons. Gene Ontology annotation, molecular function: oxidoreductase activity. Bases 258 to 1085 code for a protein of 275 amino acids.
ACUCAAUGCGGUCGGCCAAACUACUCUAGCGCCUUCCCCCGGUUCGUUUCCUAGGGUACAGGGCUUCCUUCAACACGAGCUCUAGGUAGAGUAGCUAUCACAGAAGCGAGCCGAGGUAUCUCAUCUGCUGUGCACUUCACCUCUCCGUUACCAAGGCUAUCGAUCAAACCCGUACCGUAAAGAUGAUAAAGCACGACUUCAUGAGCGCGGAUUCCCACAUCCACCUCCCCCCAUAACAGCCUUCUCGUAUACACGAAAUGUCGCAAAUCAACGAUUAUCCAAAUCUCUUCUCACUCGCCGGCAAGACCGCCGUAGUCACUGGUGGCUCUCGAGGUCUCGGCUUGCACGCUGCGACCGGCCUCCUCCAUGCCGGUGUAAUCACGCUGAUCAUCACGUCCCGCAAAGCUGACGCGUGUGCCUCCGCCGUGUCCUCGCUGCAGGCCCUCUUCCCCAGCGCCAAUGUCUCGGCAAUCCCCGCGGACCUCUCCAACCCCGCCGAAGUAACGCGCUUCGUCACCGCGGUGACAGCCCAAGUGCCAUGCGUCCACAUCCUGAUGGCCAACGCCGGCGCGACCUGGGGCGCCCCCCUCGACUCGCACCCGGACACCGCCUUCGCAAAGGUGAUGGACCUCAACGUGCGCAGCGUCUUCAACCUGAUCAGGGAGAUGCUCCCGCUGCUGGAGAAGGCUGCUGUGUCGGGGGACCCCGCGCGGGUCAUCACCGUCGGAUCGGUGGCGGGCCUGCAUAUUGGUAACGUCGGCGACCACGGAACCUAUGGCUACGCGGCGAGCAAGGCCGCUGUCCACCAUAUGACGAAGCACCUCGCUGUCGCGAUGGGGCCGAGGGGAAUUCUGGUUAAUGCUAUCGCCCCCGGGUGGUUUGCCACCAAGAUGGCGAGUGGGCUGUUGGGGCUGAGUGGUGGUGAGGAACUGCAGGCAAAGGUCAGUCCCAAUCGCAGGUUGGGUCGUCCAGAGGAUAUUGUUGGUGUGGUGGUCUGGUUGAGCUCGAAGGCGGCAGGCCAUAUCAAUGGUGCUGUCAUUCCGGUUGACGGGGGGAUGCACUUGGUUCCGGCGAGUAAGAUGUAGACGGUGGCGAUGGAGAUGAUACCCAGGAUAAAAUGCAAUACAUACUUGACCUCA